GGCGGGACCUAGUGAAGACUCAGAACCAAUCAGCGGCGACGUCGCUUGUGCGACUCCACGUCAGCAGCAGCUGCGGGCAAGAUGGAGGCGCUGAUUUUGGAGCCCUCCCUGUACACUGUCAAGGCCAUCCUGAUUCUGGACAAUGAUGGAGACCGACUCUUUGCCAAGUACUAUGACGACACCUAUCCCAGUGUCAAGGAGCAAAAGGCCUUUGAGAAGAACAUUUUCAACAAGACCCAUCGGACGGAUAGUGAAAUUGCCCUACUGGAAGGGCUGACAGUGGUCUAUAAAAGUAGCAUCGAUCUCUAUUUCUAUGUGAUUGGCAGUUCCUAUGAAAAUGAGCUGAUGCUUAUGGCUGUUCUGAACUGCCUCUUCGACUCCUUGAGCCAGAUGCUGAGAAAAAACGUAGAAAAGCGAGCUUUGCUGGAGAACAUGGAGGGGCUCUUCUUGGCUGUGGAUGAAAUUGUAGAUGGAGGGGUGAUCCUAGAGAGUGACCCCCAGCAAGUGGUGCACCGGGUGGCUUUGAGGGGUGAAGACGUCCCCCUUACAGAGCAGACCGUGUCUCAGGUGCUGCAGUCAGCCAAAGAACAGAUCAAAUGGUCCCUCCUUCGGUGAAGGUGUUCUGAGCCCAGUUCCUUGCCCCUCAAAACCUACAUCUGCUGUGACUUCUUAUCCAGGCCCCCAAUUUAUGUCCUUAGGGUCAUCUUGGAGAAUCGAAAUGGAUUCUUGUGUCUCUAUACUUUCUGGGGUUCUUUCCCCUCCCUCUCAUAAGAGUAAAGUCCCCAGCAGAUUUGAGUGAGUCAGGGGAAGCACCCUCUUCCUACUUACACUGGUCUCUCCCCCACCCUCACCCCACCCCCUCAUUCUCUCCUUGGUUUCUUGGCUCUUUACUGUGGCUGUACUUCAGAUCAUCAAAGCAAGAGAAAGAAUGUGCUGAGUGUUUUCUUCCCUGUGCCUUAAGGGCCCUCAUCUCAGCAGCCCAUAUAUCCAGCAACGGGAGGACUCCUAAAUUCAGCACGAGUGGGUUUGGAGUGGCAGAGGUCAUACAUUCUUUGCCUCAGCUUCUCUCCUUCCUGGCUGCCCUAUCCUCUGCCUUAGAAGAAAUGGGAACAACUUAAUAGGGUGGGGACAGAGCUGCAGAGGAGCAGUGAUGUAAAGGCUCUUGGAGCUUAUGAAGUGCAGUCUCUACCUUGAUCUGACCUUCAGCCUCAAAGCUGCUGUAUCUGCACAUGGUACUGAGAACAUCUCUCUAGGUCUGUACCACGCCUCUGCCUGUAUCACCUGUGAGAUCUUUGCCUGGUGUGGUCUCUGUCACCCUGGAGCAAAGCCAGACCUUGGAACUAAAACUAUUUAGUCCCUAGAAAAGUUUCUGCUCAGAACUGAGGAUGGAAAGGGCCGUAAUGACAUUAGCCUUGCCGUGUUCCUUCUCAUUGACAAAUUCACAUUCCUCUGUCAUGGUUCUACAAUUUGUUGAGUUCCCCCUCUGCAUCAGUCUUCCCCGGAAAUGGAGGGUCUGGUGCAGUGCCUUUCCUCUGAGGCUUGGAUUCCUGUUCUUGGAUAUAAUGUUGCCCCUUGACCCCCACAUCCCUGUGAAAAUGACUUAAGAAAAAAAGGUUUCAGAGCAAGCGUUCUGCCCCAUGCAUUGGCUGAAGUGGGCAGAUUGGAGGCGGCCUCUGCAAGAAAUGGAGCCAGGCGAAGUCCACCUUGUACGCUGCUGUGCGGCAAAGGAAUAAAGUGAAUCUCUUCCAAA
Messenger RNA from Apodemus sylvaticus (European woodmouse), 1750 nucleotides. RefSeq names its product COPI coat complex subunit zeta 1 (gene Copz1). The transcript is spliced from 9 exons. The record is from RefSeq and is a predicted model, not a curated record. Gene Ontology annotation, cellular component: COPI vesicle coat. NCBI's taxonomy places the organism in Eukaryota, Metazoa, Chordata, Mammalia, Rodentia, Muridae. Gene Ontology annotation, biological process: retrograde vesicle-mediated transport, Golgi to endoplasmic reticulum; intracellular protein transport; intra-Golgi vesicle-mediated transport. Bases 82 to 615 code for a protein of 177 amino acids.